This is a messenger RNA of Camponotus floridanus (Florida carpenter ant), 1107 nucleotides long. RefSeq names its product dehydrodolichyl diphosphate synthase complex subunit NUS1 (gene Tango14). Lineage: Eukaryota; Metazoa; Arthropoda; Insecta; Hymenoptera; Formicidae. Gene Ontology annotation, molecular function: ditrans,polycis-polyprenyl diphosphate synthase [(2E,6E)-farnesyl diphosphate specific] activity. The record is from RefSeq and is a predicted model, not a curated record. The transcript has 4 exons. Gene Ontology annotation, cellular component: dehydrodolichyl diphosphate synthase complex; endoplasmic reticulum membrane. Bases 250 to 1002 code for a protein of 250 amino acids.
CGCUUGCGCAUAACCUAAGACAUAACCCCGUCACCCCGUCGCGUGUGCGGUGUACACGUGAGGAGGUGUCCGGGAGGUGUACGUACUCGUCGUUCGCGCGGCAUCUGACUACUGUGCACGUAUCGAUGGUGAGCAGGAAGUGUGCACGAGUCGUCUCGUGACAUCCCGGGCGGUUUCAAAAGCGAGCCGUUUUAUCUGCGAUUUCAUACGUGAUUAUGCUGUAUAGACGCGCGAUCGUGCGCCGACAGUAUGUACACGCAUAUAUUACUGCACACGCUGUUAAAACUCGCGCAUUUCCUACAUAAUGUGUACAUCGCGAUUCGCUACGCCUGCAUCGUCGGUUACCGCAAGUGCACGGGUCUCUUGUGCGCGAGGACGGAGCUCGACCUGCUCCUGCGUAUGCGCGCGAAAACCAAGAAGAUACCCAGGCACUUGGUAAUCGUGUUAGGACUGUGCGACGAGUCGGUCCUGGACUGUGUGCGUAUAAUAGGAUGGUGCAUUGCACUUAAUAUACCUUACAUCAGCUUCUUUGACCGUAAUGGUUUCUUGAAAAAAAAUGAAGCAAAUCUUAAAGAAGAAUUUGCAAAAAAGCGGCCUGAUUUAAUAGAGCAUAUUAUUUGGAAUUCACAUACAAAGCCACCUAGUCAAAAUGGAAUAACUGGCAGCAAGUCAAAAAUAAAUGUAUUAUUACUAUCUGAUACAGAUAAUAAAGGGAAAAUAGUAACAUUAGUGCAAUCAUUGACAAGAGCUGUAUCUUUGGGGAAACUUGACCCAGAAGAUAUUACAGAUCAAUUAAUAUCUGAGAAGUUAAAUAUGAAAGGAUUGCCCAAUCCUGAUCUUGCUUUAAUAUAUGGCUACACUUGUUCCACACAUGGUCUACUACCAUUGCACACAAGAACAACAGAGUUUUUAACGCUACCGUUGUACAUUAGUAUAUCAGUGGAAGAUUUCAUAUAUCUACUAGAAAGAUAUAGUAAAUUUGUACAACGGUAUGGGAAAUGAUACAUAAAUGAUACAUGUAUAUAAUUGAUCUUAUUUAUAUAAAACUGCAUUUCAAUAAGGAAAAAUAAAUUAUCGUGAAGACUGAGCGUCUAAUAUAAUUAUUUU